AUGCUACUAUGGCUUCAAAGAUCAGUAGCGGCAGAACAGCUUUUUGGCGUACAAUCUAUUAAUGUAGACAUUUCAAAUCAUACAGAUCUACUGCAAAACAUUGGUGCACAAAUUGUUCGCGUGCCAAUUGCUUGGCGACUAUUAGAAUACGAUGGUAAAAAUAAGUUCGCACCAUGGUUUCUUGAUUAUCUCGAUUCCUACAUAUAUGGUCUUGAAAAAGCUGGACUGAAAAUUAUCAUCCAAAUGGCUCAAACGCCCUGUUGGGCUUCAACAUCACAGAACUGUAAUGAAUUCUAUUAUCGUCCAAAACUCUAUAGUGACUAUGCUGAUGCAAUGGUCUUUUUACUGGGUCGUUAUGGCAAGAAGAUUUAUGCAUGGGAAAUAUGGAAUGAGCCAAAUCUGAGUAUGAAUUGGUUACGCCCUGAAUGUUCAGGGAAUGGUGGGUUAUGUCCACGAGCUGCUAGUAUAAAUGAUGAAUUUAUGGAAUUUAUUGACCUAAAAGGUGCACAAGAAUAUUCAGCAAUGGUUAAAAUAACGUAUCAAAAAAUGAAAGCAGUUGAUUCAAGUGUUAUUAUAUUGGCUGGAAGUCUUGCAGGCAGUGAUGUUGAUUAUUUAAAUGAAAUGUAUAAAUCGGGUUUAAAAGCCUAUUUUACUGCAUUAGCAAUGCAUCCAUACACGGCUGCAUAUCCACCGGGUAACACUCGGUACGGUCAAGAAUAUGGGCCUGAUGAUUGCUUUACAUCACAAGUUUCAUCAAAGUUUUGGUGUUUUACCGAUGGUGUUGUAAAAAUACGCCAAUAUAUGAUAUCGAAAAAUGAUGGAUCAAAAACGAUUUGGUUUUCAGAAUUCGGUUUUAGCAGUUUCUCUGGUUGGAAUGGUGCUGGAUUGGUGGGUCAAGCCAAUCAUUUGCAACGUGCUAUUGAUAUAAUACAACAACAAUGGCCAUUUGUGCAAGUCGCUUGUCUUUAUGAAUUUUGUGAUCAAGCAAAUAGUGAUAAUCGAGAAGCGUAUUUUGGUUUAUUUGACAAAGAUCUAAUUAUCAAACCGAGCGGUUUGGCAUUUAUGAAUAGAAUAAAAAAACCUGUAGGAACAACAUCACUACCUAUAACAAUAGCACUGGAUACAAAAACUGUAUACCCAUCUGGUGCUAUUUCCACAUUUGUCCCGUAUUUUUCAUGGCCAAGUAUACUAAAUGCAACGAUGUAUCUACUAUGGGUUAACGAUUAUGGCAAUCCAAACAUUGGAGGAAAAAUUAACAAAUACUAUACUUCAUCCGAAGCAAAUUGUCCAAUGGGUAAUGCAGUAUUUUGUGCAGUGGUACCAAAUGUUCAAUUUUCUAAACAAGGUGGACAGUCGUGGGUAACAGCUUUUUUUAAUAAUGGUCCACAAGAGACAAAUGUUGUAGGUGGACUUUACUUUACAAUACAGUGA
Molecule: messenger RNA, 1431 nt
Organism: Rotaria sp. Silwood2
Lineage: Eukaryota; Metazoa; Rotifera; Eurotatoria; Philodinida; Philodinidae
Source: the annotation of a GenBank genome assembly